Molecule: messenger RNA, 6898 nt
Organism: Mus caroli (Ryukyu mouse)
Lineage: Eukaryota; Metazoa; Chordata; Mammalia; Rodentia; Muridae
Gene: Mettl4
Product: methyltransferase 4, N6-adenosine
Biological process (GO): methylation
Cellular component (GO): cytosol; nucleus
Molecular function (GO): site-specific DNA-methyltransferase (adenine-specific) activity; nucleic acid binding; RNA methyltransferase activity
Source: RefSeq, a predicted model, not a curated record
AGCAAGCUCCGGGCUCCUCCCAGGUCAUCGUCGGCGUCGAUGACCUGAAGGGAGUCCCACCCUAUCCCGGAAGCUGGCGUCUAGGACGAGUAGUGCUGUCGGGCGGAGCGACCGGAGCCCUCCUGGAGUCGAGUUCCGUACAGCAAUAUGGCCGCGUCCUGGAACGAGAAAGCGAGGGUUUGUUUCCGAAAGGAUGGAGACCAGGACCCGUUUUAGAUGAGUGCUGUUUCCACGGGGCGAGCCUGGGAGGUGGCGUGACGUUUCCUGACGUUAGGAGAGGCUGUGGAGAGCGGUGGUGGAAGAGCCUGAGGGAUAUUUAUCGUCAGACUGCCUCAAGUGCUGUGGAUUACCGCCGCCCAGGUCGGAACUACAAGCAGGCGUUGCCAGUCCCUGGGCUAAAGUGUAGAUGAUUCCGGGGUCUCAGCGCAAUUGUGCCAUUAGCUAGUUUUGAGCUAAGCAUUAUUUAUUUAUUUACUUAUUAUUUAUUUUAAUUUUUUUUGAGAGUUUGAGGUUCCCUAGCAGUCACAGUGUCUCCUCACUUCACGUCUCGGCUGGGAACCCAAAAUCUCAGGGCACUCACUUUUUAAGGAUUUAUUGACUUGAAUACUUGGACCAUGUGGACUCGUGCCUUGAUUCAAGGACCAAAACAGGACCACAGAGGGCACCCGAAGAAAGGAGAAUCAAACUAAGAAGCGUCUUUGACUACUUUGGCUGAAAAUUUUGAAUGACCAAUUCUGAAAUUAAAAGACACUUAAAGUUUCACAUUUUUCCUUAGAGGUGGUAUGUACACACUCACCUUGUAUGUUUAAAUAUAAAACCUUCUUGUGUGUACAUCAUUGAUAUACAGGACAUUAAGAACUUAAUUGCAACAUUGGUAUCAAACCCAGGACCCCCACACUGAGCUAUACUCUCAGUCCUAGUUCUGAUUCUUGAUUAUCAGUUUUUUGUUUUUGUUUUUUGUUUUUUGUGAGAAUGUCUGUGGUGCAUCAUUUGUCUCCUGGGUGGUUACUGGAUCAUCUUUCUUUCAUUAACAAAGCAAACUAUCAACUUCGCCAGCAUCAAGAGUCUUUUUGUAGUAAAAACAACCCUACUUCUGUCUAUAUGGAUUCUCUUCAGCUGGAUCCCGGGUCGCCUUUUGGAGCUCCUGCUAUGUGCUUUGCUCCUGACUUCACUACUGUGUCGGGCAAUGACGAUGAAGGAAGUUGUGAAGUGAUCACCGAAAAAUAUGUUUUCCGAUCUGAGCUAUUUAAUGUCGCCAAACCUUACAUAGUUCCAGCUGUUCGCAAAGAGCGCCAACAAAGUAACAAAAACGAAAAUCUAGUGACUGACUAUAAACAAGAGGUCUCUGUUUCUGUUGGGAAGAAGCGUAAAAGAUGUAUUGCUUUCAAUCAAGGUGAAUUGGAUGCCAUGGAGUAUCAUACAAAGAUCAGAGAGCUGAUUUUGGAUGGAUCUUCAAAGUUAAUCCAAGAAGGUCUCAGAAGUGGUUUUCUUUACCCACUUGUUGAAAAACAGGAUGGAAGUAGCGGGUGCAUCACUUUACCACUUGAUGCCUGCAAUUUAUCAGAGUUAUGUGAGAUGGCAAAACAUUUGCCUUCCUUAAAUGAAAUGGAGCUUCAAACGCUACAGUUGAUGGGAGAUGAUAUGUCUGUUAUAGAGCUGGAUUUAUCCUCACAGAUCAUUGAAAACAACUCCAGCUUUUCCAAAAUGAUUACUUUAAUGGGACAAAAAUACCUGCUGCCACCACAAAGCAGCUUUCUUUUGUCUGACAUUUCUUGUAUGCAGCCACUUCUUAACUGUGGUAAGACAUUUGAUGCAAUUGUGAUUGAUCCACCAUGGGAGAACAAAUCGGUUAAAAGAAGUAACAGGUACAGUAGUUUAUCACCACAGCAGAUAAAGCGAAUGCCUAUCCCUAAACUGGCUGCUGCUGACUGUCUCAUUGUUACUUGGGUGACCAACAGGCAGAAACAUCUGUGUUUUGUGAAGGAGGAACUAUAUCCUUCGUGGUCUGUGGAAGUUGUUGCAGAGUGGUACUGGGUAAAAAUCACAAAUUCAGGAGAGUUUGUGUUCCCGUUGGAUUCUCCACACAAAAAGCCUUAUGAAUGUCUUGUACUGGGGAGAGUUAAAGAAAAAACUGCUUUAGCAUUAAGGAAUCCAGAUGUAAGAGUACCCCCAGUUCCAGAUCAGAAGUUGAUUGUCAGUGUGCCCUGUGUUCUUCACUCACAUAAACCGCCUCUUACCGAAGUUCUGAGAGACUACAUCAAGCCAGGUGGCCAGUGCUUGGAAUUGUUUGCUAGGAAUUUACAGCCAGGUUGGAUGAGUUGGGGCAACGAAGUCCUCAAGUUUCAGCACAUGGAUUAUUUCAUUGCUCUGGAGUCCGGAUGCUGACUGUAAAAGUUGUGCUGUCUUUACCUCAGCUCCUUCCUUCAAACUUAUUUCUCCUUGUACCAGUCAGUGUGCUUAGACAUAUGAACUUUUACACCAUUCAGUGUACCCAGAAAUAUAAAUUUUAUACCAAUCAAUGUGCAUAGAAAUAUACAUACAUCUCCCACAGCCCUUUAUAGUGAGUCUCUUCCUUCCUUCCAGGAUCUCUGGCCAACAGUGGUUUGUUUUCUUACGUUAGUAUUUCCUAACGUUGUGUCUGGCUUCUUCCACUGAGCAUUCAGGAAAACCACUGACACUGUAUAUAAACUACUCGCUGCUUACUAAGGUGAUUGUUAGACUGAAAGUACUUGGACAAGCUUGCUUCACCUACCCACUAAUUUCAUCAGACAUUAAUUUUGAGGUUUGUUCAUCUUUUGAGGGCAUAAGACUAAUAUCUUUUAUUAUUCCUUUAAACUGCCAGUUGAAUACAAGGCUCAUUGAAUUAUUAAGUAUAUUCCUUUAAGCUUUCUAUGGAGUUUUCCUGUCUAAAUUUUUUGAUUUGUUUCCACGCACCAGAUAUCCUGACCUGCACCUGACUUUCUGCCUUAAAAAUAAAACCAAGGGCACACCUAGCUUGAGACUAGCUUAGUUGUUGCCCUUGCUCUGCCCUCCAUGUGGGAUUUACCUACUGUGUCCAUUCCAGUUCUCAAACUCAUCUUCCCUGGGGUCCCAAGUCUCCCUUUUCAAGCUCCCAACUCUAGAGACAGUUCAUCUAUUGGGAUGGACACUCACAAUGUAGCCCAGGUUGGCCUUCAACUUUAAUCUUCUUACAUUGGGUUCCAGGCAUGCAUCAUCAUACCAGGCCCUAGAUGUAAACCCUGAAAAAAUUUUUAGUUUUAAGAACACAUGAGGUUAAGGCUUUUCUACUCAUAUGAUUCAAAAGACUGUAACGAUUUCAAAGGGCUAGUCUAUGUUUUUCUUUUUUUCUUCUUCUUUAAUUUUUAAAAAAAGUACUAUUUUUAUGUAUUUGGGUGUUUGUAUAUAUGUAUGUGCACUAUGUAUGUGCCUGAUGCCUGCAUAGGCCAAAAGAAUCAUUAGAUCCCCUGGAGGGAUGAUUGUGAGCCACCAUGUCCUUUAGAAGAGCAACCGGUGUUCUAAACUGCUAAACCACCCUCAGCCCUGGGCCUCACAUUCUUUGAAGGAGUUUCUAUGUCCCCUCACCUUUCCAGUCAUGUACCACCAACUUGUUGUGGGCUUGGGGUUUCCCACUUGCACCCGUUUCUGAAAUGUCUCUGAGAAUUAAUUGUUUAUGAAUAAAUUCCUAGGCCAUAAGUUUUGGCUCAUUUCCCAACUAACUUGUAACUUAUAUAAUCUGUUUGUUCUAGUUUGUGUCUGCCACAUGGUUGGUUACCUCUCAUCAGUUUCAUAUGCCCGUCUCCUCUUAGUCCAGGUGGCCGAUCUUACUGCUCUUGGAUCUUUCCCAGAUUUCUUUAUUUCUCUGCUAGAUAUCCCACCUUCUAUUUCCUGCCUCAGCUAAUAGGCCAUUAGGUUUUUAUUGACAGGUGAUGCUUCUACACAGUACAUAAGAGAUUUUCUCUACAACUUGUCACAUCCUCGGUAAUUUGUGUUGUACCAUUUGCUAAUGGACCUGAGAUGUUUAUUCAUUUUCAUUUUUAAAAAUUUUAUGCUUAUAGUGUCUUGUUUGCAUGUAUGUAUGUGUGCUAAAUGUGUGCCUUGUGUUAGUAAAUGUCAGAAGAUGAUGUUGGAUACUCUAGAACUGUAGUUACAGGUGGUUAUGAGCUGCCACAGGUGUGCUAGGAAUUUGAACAGCAAGUACUUUUAACCAUAGAGCUGUCUCUCUAUCCCUGAACCUGAGAUCUUAACAGUUGUAUUAGCUCCUACUCAAAGGGCUCAUUGUGUGUAUGUUUAGAAUAUUUCUUACAUUAUCAUGGAAACAUAUACCCUUUUCAGUGUACUUCAGCAUCACAUAGCAUUUGUUUCCUUAAGUUCGUGAUACAGUGUUUCCUGUUAGAGAUUUUAUAGGUAAAUUGAUAGCCUGAGAGAGGUUUAAGAUCUAAUGGGCUGGUAACAACUUUGACUAAGCCAUUGGGUUUAUCUACUCAGUCACAUUUUAAGGAAGUUCUACAACACACUUGAGUACAGGUAUUAAAAGGGCGAGAUUCCACAACCCAACUCAUGUUGUCUGUUAAUCUCUGUUUGGCUGUAUGACCAACCCAAAAUUCUACAGUCUUAAUUACGAGUUCAGUUACUAAUCUACUUGAGUUUGAUGACAAGUCAGAACUGUAUGGUGUUGAAUCACACAGCCAACCUUUUCUGUGUAAAUAUUUUUAGAGCUAAUCUAGAUCUCCCAGUUCCUGUGAACUUGAGUUAGAUCCACAGAUUUUCCCCCCAAGAUCAAUCCAAAUUCUUGGACCAGGUAAGAACAGAUGACUUGUAGGACUGGAGAACAGAGAAGCAACAUUGUCCACACUGGUCUUUCAGGUUUGACAGGCCUAGUAUUCAGUGUUGACAGCAGGCUACCUACAGUGACAGCUCAGGGAAGCAAAUGGUGGGUGGCAGUAUGAGAAUUGUUUUAUUCUUUGUUGUUAAAAACAAUAUAGCAUCCAGAUGUUUUGUCAUUUAACACAGGCUGGUUUUGAACUUGCUAUGUAAUUAAGGCUCGUACUUUUACCCAAUAAACCUGGCCUAAAAAUCAUCUUUACUAGAGAAACAUACAAACUUAUGCAACACAAUAUAUAGAUACCAGCACCAUCUCAGAUAUAUAAUCCAAAAGGCAAAGCCCCUUGGGUUCCAUGUGAUGGUUAUUUUUGAUAUCAUACUUCAUUGAUUGAAAGUGCCUUAAGAGAGUCACAAACCACAUCUAGUGUGCCUGAGAAUGUUCUCAGGGAGUAUUCACCAGGGAAGAAACUCCUGCUGCAUUUGUGAGGCUCCAUAUGAUUUGCUAGGGGUCCAUGUGAAAUAACAGGAGAAAGAGGAAAAAAAAAAAAACAAAAACAAAAAAACAAAAAACAGCUGGCAUGACCAUACUUUUGCUCUCUGGCUGUCAUGUAAACCGCACAGCUUUGCCAUGCUCUCCCUUCCCUAUCCUACCCCACUAUAAUGGACUAAACUGAAAACUGAGCAAAACUGAGCUUUCCUUCCCUUAAGUUGUUUAUGUCAGGUGUGCUGACCCAGGGAUGAGGAAGCUAAAAUGGUUUCCUGGUACUUUGAGCAGAUUGCAGCUUACUCUCCCAGUUGUUACUCAUGACUGUGACAGCAGCAGCAACAGAACACAGGUGUGCACUUCUGCCAUGGAGAAGCAGCAGCAUUAGGAAAUCCUGUUUCUCCUUUUAAGCAUCUGUCUCCUCCACCUUUCCCAGCACUGGUUAGUAUCGAUGUACCUGGUACUGGCUCACUUCUGGAUGGGAUUUGCAUCCAGAGUCUGUUAAGAUUUGCGUUUGUUGUACACUGCUGCAAAACCAGGAGAAAGCUGAGCUCAACAGCAGAGGGGCAACUGUCAGGCCACAGCUGGGCUGCUUUUGGAGCCUUUCAGUGUGGCUCAGAUAAUUUCUCUCUUCUUGUUUAUAAGGUUAUAUGAGGUAGCAUACCAAUGCAUGGCAGACCAAACAUACCAAAGCAUGUGCCAAAAUAUGCUUUGGACUGAGGUUGAUUAUCAGAAAAAAGAAAAAAAUCCCUGCCUUGACCUCAUUUGUUAGAAAGCAGGAUAUGAGUUUAUAAAGAUGGCUGUCCUUUCUCUAUAAGGAAAGACUGAGGACUGAAGUGUAUCAUUAGCUUGAAGGAAUUCUAUGUCCUUAUCAUCCUGGGGACAAUACCUUUCUAUCACCAGCACUGGCUUCUCCACAUCUCAUAAGGUAAGAGAUUCAGAUCCUUUCCCUUUGUUUUAGCUCUUCUCUGGUUUAUUAUUCUCUGUUGAAGAUAUUGUUCUAAACCAGACUGCUAAGCCACUUGUGGGAAUUUCUUAUUCCCUGGGUAACUCCUGUGUGGGUUUGAAAUACACAUGUUAAUAAGCUUCUGUUUGUUUUUCUCUUGUUAAUCUGUCUUUUAUAGCAGAGGCCCCAGCAAAGAAUUUAUACAGAUAGAGGGAACAUUUUCCCCUCCCUCAUACAUACCACAUUGAAACUGCCAAUCUAUAAUGACUGAAUGAGCACACUCUUACCUUAAUAUAUCUGUGGACUUAAAUGAAUAGACAUGACUUGUGUAAGAAAUUAGCAGACUGCCACUGUGGAGUGGGGCAGGAGCUUAGGGAUCACUAAGAGGGAAAAUGAAGGGGCACAUUGAUUAAAUUUCAUUCUAUUUCCUAACUCAGGCUAGUGGUUGUAAUGUUGUUAAGAGACAAUAGGCAACAGAACGUGCUAUUUCAGAAGAGUUACAAAGACACAUUGUCCUCUAGAUUGUAAACUUAAAAAAAAUAGAUAUGAUGAAUGUACAUGAUUUCGUCAAUUUAAUAAAAUGAUAUUAAAUUUACUGAUGAAUUAAAGACUUGUUUUUCUACAUUACCCAUUUAAAAUAAAUUACA